AUGUUUCGCUUCUCCCAUCCCAACUCCACAGAUGCUUUCGUCGCUAUCGCCGUUGGUUACGCCGACCAACCGAUCGACCAUUUCAAUGAUAUAUCAAUUUCCUCUUCCUCUUCAUCACCACCACCACUACCACCACCAUCACCAUCACCAUCAUCACCACCAGCAACAGCAACAGCAACAGCAACAGCAACAGCUCAUGACAGCGUUUUCAACCCAUUGCUCAAAAAUUGUUUCCAACAAAAGAAAGCGGAAAAUUCCGCCUAA
Cercopithifilaria johnstoni is the source of this 264-nucleotide messenger RNA. The record is from the annotation of a GenBank genome assembly. NCBI's taxonomy places the organism in Eukaryota, Metazoa, Nematoda, Chromadorea, Rhabditida, Onchocercidae.